AUGUUCAAAUUCGCCGUUGUCCUUUUCGCCAUGUUUGCUUGCGCUGCCGCCAAGCCUGGUUUGGUUACCCCAUUGGCCUACACUGCACCAGCUGCUGUUGUUGCUGCCGCCCCAGCACCCUUCGUUACUGCCACAAGCAGCCAAUAUGUUGCCCGUAACUACAAUGGUAUUGCUACAGCUCCAGUUGUUGCUCCCGUUGCCGCCCCUGUUGUAGCCAAGACUGUUGCCGCUCCCAUUGUUGCCAAGACUUUCGCUGCCCCAGUCGCUGCUGCCUACACCACCCCAGUUGCUGCUGCCUACACUGCUCCUGUUGUAGCCAAAUACGCUGCCACUUAUGCUGCUCCUUUCACCUACUCUGCUCCUUUGACUUAUGCCGCCGCUGCUCCAGCCGUUGUCCUUUUCGCCAUCAUUGCCUGUGCUGCUGCCAAGCCAGGUUUGGUUACACCCUUGGCUUAUACCGCUCCAGCUGCUGUUGUUGCUGCCGCUCCUGCACCUUUCGUUACUGCUACCAGUAGCCAAUAUGUUGCCCGUAACUACAAUGGUAUUGCCACCGCCCCUGUUGUUGCCAAGACUUUCGCUGCCCCAGUCGCUGCUGCCUACACCACCCCUGUUGCUGCUGCUUACUCUGCCCCUGUGGUAGCCAAAUACGCCGCCACAUAUGCUGCUCCUUUCGGCUACUCCGCUCCUUUGACUUAUGCUGCUGCCCCAGCCCCUGUUUUCUUGUAA
Molecule: messenger RNA, 726 nt
Organism: Musca vetustissima
Lineage: Eukaryota; Metazoa; Arthropoda; Insecta; Diptera; Muscidae
Product: cuticle protein 38-like
Exons: 3
Coding region: 1-726 (241 amino acids)
Source: RefSeq, a predicted model, not a curated record